GGUUCCCGUACACCGACGCACACAAGAUUUUAGUCCUCUGGGCUUCUUCGGAUUUGCCAUUACAAUGCAAUUUCUCUUUGAUUAUUCCUUCAAGCAUAUAUCCCGGAUCGACCCCUUGUUCAAAUUCUUUAUUAUUUUACUGUGUAUUUAUUAAUUCUCUCUAUUUUUCUCCUACAAUCACGCCCUUUCCACAUCUCUCUGAUCAUUUCCUUCACUCUCUCUGUCUUUCUGUUCCACAUAACUGAAUGCUUGAUUCUUCAGCUACUUUGAUAGCGUCUCGAAUUCUUAGAUAUAAUUUCCAUUUUUUUAUGGGUUUUUUAAUUCUGUUCUGAUGAUAUGAUGAUGUGCAAGGAUUUGGUGUUGUACAGGUGAAUUCAGGGAAGAUUGACCUUUCUUCAAUUCAGAAUGGGGGCCUCUCCGGCCAACUUCUUGUUUGGAUUCUUGUUUUCGUCCAUCGUGCUAUGGCUUAUUUUCAUGUUUGCUUCCAGGCUGUUGGCUUGGAUCCUCAGCCGUGUUUUGGGAGCAUCAGUUGGAUUUCGUGUUGGUGGAUGGAAAUGUUUGAGAGAUGUUGUUUGCAGGAAGAAAAGGGAAAAAGCCUUGUAUAAGCCAUAUAUUUUGUUAUUCAAUUAUCAUUUGUUUGAUACCCUGUCAACUAAUACUGGAUGGUUCACUUUAACACUGCAGACACCAAAAGCCACUUUGGAUGUCAAAGAGCUGAGGGUAGAUAUAUCUAAAGAUGCUGGAUCUGAGGCGGGAUUGUCUGUAAAGCUGCAGCUUGUUCCAAUUAUUGUUUUCUUGGGUGAAUCACGAGUGACCUAUGAUCUAUCAGUAACCUCUGGUGGAUGUUUCUCUUCUAACCAUAUGAAAGAAAGGGUGUGUGCUCCUUUCAGCUGCGAAGAAUUCUCUCUCUUGUGCGAGCUUGGUCAUGAUAGGGAAGCAGGCGUUGUUGUUAAAAAGCUGGAUGCUACAAGUGGAGAAGUCUGUGUAAAUCUAAAUGAGAAAUUACUUUACAAAGAAAAGGGCCCACCUGACACCUCUUCACUGCCUUCCUUUGAAGUUCUACCUACAAACAGCGAAGCUGCAUCUAUUAAAAAACCACAGAAAAAGCCAGCUUUUUCUGCUAUAACUAAAUACACCUCUCUAUUCCCAGAAAAGGUUGACUUCACUUUGCCUAAGCUGGAUGUGAAGUUGGUGCAUCAGGGUCUUGUGGUUGAGAAUAACAUUAUGGGUAUCCAACUAAAAAGCUUAAAAUCUCGAUCUGUUGAAGAUGUGGGAGAAAGUACGAGGCUUGAUAUUCAGAUGGAAUUUAGUGAGAUUCACUUGCUUAGAGAAGCUAGCAUUUCUAUUGUGGAAAUACAGAAACUUGAUGUUGUUUCCUCAGUUUACAUACCACUACAGCCAGCCUCCCCAGUCAGAUCUGAAAUUGAUGUUAAGCUCGGAGGUACCCAGUGCAACUUGGUUUUGAAUAGACUAGAGCCAUGGAUGUGCGUUCUUCCAAUAAAGAAAAAAAAGGAGGUUUCAGUAGAGAGUCAUGCUGAAGAAAAGCCAGGGUCAUCUGAACACAAACCAAUCUUGUGGACAUGCACUGUUUCAGCCCCGGAGAUGAUUCUUGUGCUUUAUAACUUGAAUGGAUUUCCACUAUACCACGGUUGCUCGCAAUCAUCACAUGUCUUUGCUAACAACAUAUGUAGUUCACGGGCCACCAUACAUAUGGAACUUGGUGAACUAAAUUUACACAUGUCUGAUGAAUAUCAAGAAUGCUUGAAAGAAAGCCUCUUUGGCGUGGAAACAAAUAUUGGUUCUUUAAUGCACAUUGCUAAGAUCAGCUUGGACUUGGGCGAAAAAGACAUGGAUUUACUUGUAAAUGGUUCCAAGUGUAAAACAGUUCUUACCAUAGAUGUAACUGGCAUGGGUGUCUACUUGACCUUCAAGCGUCUUGAGUCUCUGAUAUUGACUGCUCUUUCGAUUAAGGCCUUGCUGAAAAAUUUAUCUGCUUCAAUCAAGAAACCAAUGCAUAGCACAGGAGCGAGAUCGUCCAGGUCACCGGGGAAAGGGAUGCAACUGUUGAAACUGAAUCUUGAAAGAUGCUCAUUAAAUAUUUGUGCAGACGUGGGGUUAGAUAAUGCAGUUGUUCCAGACCCCAAACGUGUUAAUUAUGGAUCUCAAGGUGGUCGUGUUUUAAUUAGCAAAUCAGCAGACGGGACACCUCGCACUGCAAGUAUAAUGUCUACAAUCUCUGAUGAAUUCAAAAAGUUAAAGUACUCUGUAUCACUUGACAUUUUCCACCUGAGUUUUUGCAUGAACAAGGAGAAACAAUCAACACAGAUGGAGAUUGAAAGAGCUAGAUCUUUCUAUCAGGAAUUUCCAGAAGAGAGCAAUCCUGGAACAAAAGUUGUCCUGCUUGACAUGCAGAACUCAAAGUUUGUAAGGCGUUCUGGUGGUCUGAAGGAAAUUGCUGUCUGCUCUCUCUUCAGUGCGACCGAUAUAUCUGUUAGGUGGGAACCUGAUGCGCAUAUUGCAUUAUUUGAACUUGGGUUACGCUUGAAGUUACUGUUACACAAUCAGAAGCUUCAGGAACGAGAUGAUAGGGAAAAAAAUUCAACCGUGAAAGAUAAUGACCCAAAGAAAGAUACAUCUUUCGAUUCAGUGCAGCUUGACAAACAAAAGAAUAAAAGAGAAUCAAUCUUUGCUGUUGAUGUGGAAAUACUCAGUAUAUCAGCUGAGGUGGGAGAUGGAGUCGAAACCUUGAUCCAGGUUCAAUCCAUCUUUUCUGAGAAUACUCGAAUAGGUGUGCUUCUUGAAGGACUUGUGCUCAAUUUGAAUGAAGCUAGAGUUUUCAAAAGCAGCAGAAUGCAAAUAUCUCGAAUUCCCAAUGCCUCAGGGAGUGCUUUAGAUGCAAAAUCUGAGAGACUAACUACAUGGGACUGGGUAAUUCAAGCCCUUGAUGUACAUAUAUGCAUGCCAUAUAGGUUGCAGUUGCGUGCAAUUGAUGAUUCCGUGGAGGAAAUGCUGCGAGCUUUGAAGCUUAUUACUGCUGCUAAAAGUCAACUAAUAUUUCCAUCUAAAAAUGAGAGUGCAAAACCCAAAAAGGCUAGUUCAACAAGAACUGGAUGUGUAAAAUUUUGCAUACGUAAACUAACUGCUGACAUCGAAGAAGAGCCAAUACAGGGUUGGCUUGAUGAACAUUAUCAGCUUUUGAAAAAUGAGGCACGUGAAUUAGCAGUUAGGUUAAAUUUUCUAGAUGAACUAAUUUCCAAGGGUGGCAAGUGUCAGGGAGCCUCUGAACGACAUGAUUCUACCCAUGAAGGAAAAUUUAAUUUUAAGGGUGAGGAGAUUGAUUUACAAGAUGAUGCAGUUAUCAAAAAAUUGCGAGAUGAGAUAUAUCAACAGUCAUUCCGGUCAUAUUUCCAAGCAUGUCAGAACAUUGUGCCAUCACAAGGAUCAGGAGCUUGUAAAGAUGGUUUCCAAUCUGGUUUCAAACCUAGUAAGGAAAGAUCUUCUCUUUUUUCCAUUUCUGCUACUGAGAUAGAUUUUAGCCUGUCGAAAAUAGAAGGGGGUGAUGCUGGGAUGAUUGAAGUGUUGCAGAAGCUUGAUCCCAUAUGUCGUGCACAUGGCAUUCCAUUUUCAAAACUUUAUGGUGGAAAUAUUGCUUUGCAUACUGGUUCCCUUGUUGCUCGGAUAAGAAACUACACAUGUCCUUUAUUUGCUGCAACUUCAGGUCGUUGCGAAGGUCGUCUCGUGCUGGCUCAGCAGGCGACCUGUUUUCAGCCUCAAAUUCACCAAAAUGUCUACAUCGGGAAUUGGAGGAAAGUUUCCAUGCUUCGCUCAGCUAGUGGCACUACUCCUCCAGUAAAAACAUAUUGUGAUUUGCCCAUACAUUUUCAGAGAGGAGAAGUUUCCUUUGGCGUUGGUUUUGAACCAUCGUUCGCUGAUAUUAGUUAUGCUUUUACUGUUGCUCUUCGUAGGGCCAAUUUGAGCAUUAGGAAUCCAAAUCCUGACGUUCAGCCACCUAAAAAGGAAAAGAGCUUACCAUGGUGGGAUGAAAUGAGAAACUAUAUUCACGGGAACACCACUUUAUAUUUUUCUGAUACCAGAUGGAAUGUUCUUGCUACCACAGAUCCAUAUGAAAACUCUGAUAAACUUUGUAUUGUUUCGGGUGAUAUGGAAAUCCAGCAAUCAGACGGUCGCGUUUAUGUUUCUGCUAAAAAUUUUAAGAUUUUACUGAGCAGUUUAGAGAGGUUAAUGAAUAAUUGCAGCUCGAAACAUUCAACUGGCUUUUCUGGAGCUUUCAUUGAGGCCCCAAUUUUCAAUGUUGAAGUUACAAUGGAAUGGGAUUGUCAAUCUGGCAAUCCUCUAAAUCAUUAUUUAUUUGCACUUCCCAAUGAAGGGGUUCCUCGUGAAAAGGUUUAUGAUCCCUUCAGAUCCACUUUUCUUUCCCUGCAAUGGAAUUUGUCCCUUAGGCCCCAUUUGAUUUCUAGUGGUAUUCAGUCACAAUCCUCUUCCAUUGAUAGUCAUACUGCUGUGGAUGGAGUUUUCUAUAGUCCAUUGAAAUCAGGAAAUGCAUCUGUGGAUGGACCAAUUAUGAAUGUUGGUCAUCAUGAUUUAGCAUGGAUUAUUAAAUUCUGGUAUUUGAACUACAUUCCUCCUCAUAAAUUGCGGACUUUUUCCAGGUGGCCCCGAUUUGGGAUCCCUAGGGUUCCCAGAUCAGGCAAUCUGUCCCUAGACAAGGUAAUGACAGAAUUUAUGUUCCGGGUUGAUGGAACCCCAACAUGUAUUCGACAUGUGCCUUUACAAGAUGACGACCCAGCUAAGGGACUGACGUUUAAGAUGACAAAGCUGAAAUAUGAACUUUAUUACGGUCGCGGUAAGCAAAAAUAUACAUUUGAAAGCAUUCGCGAUCCUCUUGAUCUUGUCUAUCAGGGUCUUGACCUUCACAUGCCCAAAGUAUUUCUAAAUAGGGUUGAUUGCCCAACUGUUUCAAAAGUACUUCAAAUGGCUAGGAAACAUUCCCAGUCUGCAUCAAUGGACAAGGUCACAAAUGAUAAAAACACCCCUACAAGCAACAACACUGAAAAGCACCUUGAUGAUGGAUUUUUAUUAUCAUCUGAUUACUUUACCAUCCGAAGGCAAGCCCCAAAGGCUGACCCUGCAAGGUUAUUAGCUUGGCAGGAAUCUGGUAGAAGAAAUAUUGAGAUGACAUAUGUCAGAUCUGAGUUUGAAAAUGGGAGUGAAAGUGAUGGGCACACAAGAUCUGACCAAAGUGAUGAUGAUGGAUAUAAUGUAGUUAUUGCUGACAAUUGUCAGAGAAUUUUUGUGUAUGGUCUGAAGCUUCUAUGGACUCUUGAAAAUAGAGAUGCUGUUUGGUCCUGGGUAGGUGGGCUAUCGAAGGCAUUUGAACCUCCAAAGCCUUCUCCUUCUCGGCAAUAUGCACAGAGGAAGUUGCUUGAGGAAAACAAGGUUCUUGAUACUCCUGAAAUGGUGAAAAAUGAUAACCAACACAUUGAUCCUUCAAGUUCUCAAUCUUCAUCAUCAAAUCAAGUCUCAAAAGAGAACCCUUCAUCUAGUGCAAAUGCAAAGCUUGGCACCUAUGAUGACUCUGAGAAGGAGGGCACACGCCAUUUCAUGGUGAAUGUUAUUGAGCCGCAAUUCAAUCUUCACUCAGAAGAAGCCAAUGGUAGAUUUUUACUUGCUGCUGCUAGUGGUCGUGUUUUAGCUCGUUCAUUCCAUUCAGUCCUUCAAGUUGGCCAUGAGAUGAUUGAACAAGCACUAGGUGGAGGAAAUAUUCCAGUUCCUGAAUCUCAACCUGAAAUGACAUGGAACCGCAUGGAGUUCUCUGUGAUGUUGGAGCAUGUGCAGGCUCAUGUAGCUCCAACUGAUGUUGACCCUGGGGCUGGAUUGCAGUGGCUUCCAAAAAUUCAGAGCUCACCCAAAGUGAAGCGUACUGGAGCUUUACUGGAACGGGUGUUUAUGCCCUGUGACAUGUAUUUUCGCUAUACAAGGCACAAAGGUGGAACCUCUGAUUUGAAGGUGAAACCUUUGAAAGAGCUCGCUUUCAAUUCUCAUAAUAUAACUGCAUCAAUGACUUCUAGACAGUUUCAAGUCAUGCUUGAUGUGUUGACCAAUCUUCUUUUUGCUCGGCUCCCUAAGCCUCGAAAAAGUAGUCUGUCAUACUCAGCCGAAGAUGAUGAUGAUGUUGAAGAGGAGGCAGAUGAAGUGGUUCCUGAUGGGGUUGAAGAGGUAGAACUAGCUAGAAUUAAUCUUGAACAGAAAGGAAGGGCGCAGAAGUUGAUUCUUGGUGACAUAAGUAAAUUGUCGCUUCAUGGUGAUAUUUCUGUUGAUGCAUAUUCAGAAAAGGAUAUGGAUCUAUGGAUGAUAACUGGCGGAAGGUCCACAAUGGUAAAUUCAAAACAUUUGCCCAAAUGUUUUUACGUUUACAAGCUUUCUCAAUUAACUCUAUCCGGAUUUCUAAUUUGUAUCUUUCGUUGCCGGUAUGUGCCAGUAAUGCGAAAUCGUAGCUAUGUUCUUGGUUCCAUCAAAAGCUUUCCCAUGCCUCUUGCACUUGAAGCCCUUCUCUACCCGAUGGUUUGUUGUUAUUUUCAUUUCAUGCAUGUGUUGCAUCUUCAUGCCUAUAUUUCACUCAGGAAAAGUAAAGAAAAAUUACAUCAGAUUUGUAGGAUGGUUCAUCUCGCAGGAACCUUAGCUGAUCAAAUGAUAAUCAUAGUAUUACAGAUUACUAAUGAUGUUGCAAAUCCAUACAUCAUGUUUGUACCCAAAAUCUUGGUACUGGUAACUGAAGAUGACACAAAUGAUUUACUUGAUUCAUUUGUUCUCUUAGUCUCUAUGAAGUACUUAUUUUGCAAUUUAUUGCUGCAGAUAUAUGACUUUGACAGGGAUUACAAGGAUGUUGGUGUUGCUAAGUUCACAACCAAGUACUUUGUUGUAAGAAAUUGCUUGCACAAAGCCAAGAAGUCUGAUAUGCUUUUGUCAGCAUGGAAUCCUCCGUCUGAAUGGGGAAAGAAAGUGAUGCUUCGUGUAGAUGCAAAACAGGGAGCUCCGAAGGAUGGGAAUUCUCCUCUUGAACUGUUUCAGGUUGAGAUCUACCCUUUAAAGAUAUAUUUGACAGAGACAAUGUACAAAAUGAUGUGGGAAUAUUUCUUCCCGGAAGAGGAACAAGACUCUCAACGGCGGCAGGAAGUAUGGAAGGUUUCAACUACUGCUGGUUCAAGGCGUGUAAAGAAAGGGACAAUAUUUCAAGAUGCAUCUGUAACUAGCAGUCACUCGACCAAAGAUGAUAUUUCCAAAUCAAGCACCUCUGCCUUAGCAGCUACAUCUGCAACAAAUCAGUCCAUUGUUGCUGCUGAUUCCUCCCAUGCAUCAAAGCUGCAAAACAUUGAAACAAAUAAUGUUAGUGGGUCGACCCCAGAGCUGAGAAGAACAUCUUCCUUUGAUAGAACAUGGGAAGAAAAUGUGGCAGAAUCUGUAGCAAAUGAACUUGUAUUACAAGUUCACUCUUCGAGUGUUUCUUCAUCAAAAAGUGGGCCCCUUGCUUGUCCUGAACAGCAAGAUGAACCCAUUAGACAAAAAGCAAGAGAAUCUAAACUUGUCAAACCUGGUCGAUCCUCGCAUGAGGAGAAAAAAAUGGGAAAGGUUCCAGAUGAGAAAAGAUCUAGACCUCGGAAAAUGAGGGAAUUUCACAAUAUCAAGAUUAGUCAGGUUGAGCUGCUGGUUACCUAUGAAGGAUCCAGAUUUGCAGUAGGUGAGUUGAGGUUGCUGAUGGACACAUUCCAUCGUGUUGAAUUCACUGGAACUUGGAGAAGGCUAUUUUCACGGGUUAAAAAGCACAUAAUUUGGGGUGUCCUAAAAUCAGUCACGGGAAUGCAGGGAAAGAAGUUUAAAGAUAAAGCUCAUUCCAGUGGGGUUAAUAUUCCCGACGCUGAUCUCAAUCUCAGUGAUGGUGAUAUUGGGCCAGCAACAAAAUCUGAUCAGAACCCAAUAGCCUGGCCUAAGCAUGAUGGCGCGGGCGAUGGCUUUGUGACAUCUGUAAGAGGCCUUUUCAAUUCUCAGCGUCGUAAGGCCAAAGCUUUUGUUCUGCGGACGAUGAGGGGCGAAGCAGAAAAUGAGCUUUCUGGUGAUUGGAGUGAAAGCGAUGCAGAAUUCUCACCAUUCGCUAGGCAACUGACCAUAACAAAAGCCAAGCGAUUAAUUAGACGGCAUACUAAAAAGUUUCGCCCAAGAGCGCAGAAAGGUUUAACUUUGCAGUCAAAAGAAUCACUUCCUGACUCUCCAAGGGAAAGCACGCUAUUUGAAAGUGAUUCUUCAAGUGGAUCCUCGCCUUAUGAAGAUUUCCACGAGUUCAAAAGUCUUGAGUCUUAAAAGCAAAUAUGAAGAUCUUCAACGAGUUCGAGUUUGCAGCACAGGUAUCUAAUGGCUCUGUAAAUCACUUUGUGCAUCCAAGCUAUCUAUGACUAGUUUAAGGUAAUCGAAAAUAGAUACAGGGGGACGGAGAUGAGGCAUGAUUAAUACAUAAUAAUGGCCUGUUAGAAUCUAGAUAGGACCUCUCUUUUCCCUGUAUGAACUUGAUUCAUGGUUGGUUUUGUAACUCUACUACUAUCUUUUCUGCUCAUUAGUCAUAUUAUU
Messenger RNA from Olea europaea var. sylvestris, 8637 nucleotides. RefSeq names its product protein SABRE. The coding region runs from base 406 to 8373 and encodes 2655 amino acids. The transcript is spliced from 25 exons. The record is from RefSeq and is a predicted model, not a curated record. NCBI's taxonomy places the organism in Eukaryota, Viridiplantae, Streptophyta, Magnoliopsida, Lamiales, Oleaceae.